GUCCAACUGCCAACAGGCAAGCGUACGUUGAUCGCUCCGAUUAAUGCAGAGAAAGAAUUAAAAAAAAAAAAGUAUAUAAAGUUUAAUAUUUAAUCGAAAUGAAUCUCCUGCUGGGUUUUAUACUACUGCAAAGCAUAUAUCAAAGCUAUGCACAAGAAAUCUUUGGCUAUUGUACAACGCCGGCGGAUCAAACUGGAACUUGCAUAUAUCUAAACAAUUGUGACUAUCUCUAUGAGUUAGUACAACGGCGAACAGUCUCUAAUAGUGAACGCGUUUUCCUUGCAAACAGUCAAUGUGGCUAUCGCAAUGGUCAAGUGCUCAUUUGCUGUGCCAACAGUCGCAAAAUUAGUGAUCGGCCAGUUUGGGGGAAUCAACCUCAACCUCAACCUCAGUCCCAACCAGUAACUCCUGUAAGACGCUCCAACCUGUUGCCCCAAGUGCCCAACUGUGGAGACAACUUUGGCAAUCGUGUGGUUGGCGGUGUGGAUACGGGCAAAAAGGAGUUCCCUUGGUUGGCACUAAUCGAGUACACCAAACCGGGAAAUGUCAUUGGUCAUCAUUGUGGAGGCUCGUUGAUCAACAAUCGUUAUGUAUUGACGGCGGCACAUUGCAUCGCUUCCAUUCCCACCACUUGGCGACUGACGGGUGUGCGUCUGGGAGAAUGGGAUACGGCAACCAAUCCGGAUUGCACCACGGAGAGAAAUGGUCGCAAAGACUGCAAUGAGCCUCAUGUGGAUGUGCAGGUUUCGGAGAUAAUUCAACAUCCUCAAUAUCAGGGCAAGGCAACACAAGAACUACACGACAUUGCCCUGCUGCGAUUGAGAACCGAAGUCGCCUUCACCAACUUCAUAUCCCCGGUUUGCCUGCCAACUCGACCGGAACAACAGAAUAACAUAUUCCUGGGACGCAAAAUGGUUGUCGCUGGCUGGGGUCAAACCGAAACAAACGCCACAUCCAAUGUUAAACAGAAGGCGGAACUGGAAUCAGUGGCAGCGGCAGACUGCAAUAAACGAUAUGGCACUCUGGGACGCACAGUGACCUCCACUCAAAUCUGUGCCGGCGGCGUGGAAGGAAUCGAUUCGUGCCGUGGUGACUCUGGAGGCCCAUUAGUCAUGGAGGAGUUCCAAGAUGGAUAUGGCAAUUAUUAUCUUACCGGCAUUGUGUCUUAUGGACCAACACCUUGUGGCCGUGCUGGUUGGCCAGGAGUUUAUACACUUGUGUCCGCCUAUACUGAAUGGAUCGAGAGUACUAUUAAACCCUAGAAAUACUCAUAUAUUUUCACUUUUAACGAAAAAAUGAUAAUUAAAUAUUUUGAAAUCCAUUAUAA
Drosophila innubila is the source of this 1327-nucleotide messenger RNA. Its product is annotated as melanization protease 1-like. Gene Ontology annotation, biological process: proteolysis. The record is from RefSeq and is a predicted model, not a curated record. The transcript has 5 exons. Gene Ontology annotation, molecular function: serine-type endopeptidase activity. The coding region runs from base 99 to 1262 and encodes 387 amino acids. NCBI's taxonomy places the organism in Eukaryota, Metazoa, Arthropoda, Insecta, Diptera, Drosophilidae.